UAUAUGGGUUUUCUCAACUUUUUUUUUAUUAUUAUCUUAUUUUGUACACUUUUAGAGUUAAAAUAUUCGUCUAAUAUUUUUCAGUGAAAAAUGGUGAAGCUCUAUGCAAUUGAAUUGUUUCACAAAUCAACAAAAGUUACUCCAUUAAAAAGCGCCCAAGAUUUGCAAUCUUUCAGUUAUUUUCAACGUUCUACUGUUCGUGAGUUUAUGGACUUUACUGGAAAAAUAAUUGUAGAAAGAACAGCAAAUGGUGUAAGAGCAUCUAUAAAAGAACAAGACUAUCUGUGCCAUGUUUAUGUGUCCAAUGAUGGAGUUAGCGGUGUUGCAAUAGCAGAUAAAGAUUAUCCACAACGCGUGGCUUUUAACAUGCUUAAUAAAAUAAUUAAUGAGUUCAUGGAGUGUGUGAAACCACCAUAUACUCAAGACAAUCCAAGUGUCAUUAAUUUUAAUCUAUGUGAAACUUAUCUUCAAAAGUAUCAGAACCCCACUGAUGCAGAUCCAAUGAUGAAAGUACAAGCAGAACUAGACGAAACUAAAAUCAUUAUGUAUAAUACAAUUGAGCAAGUUCUUCAACGUGGGGAAAAACUUGAUGAUUUAGUUGCAAAAUCAGAAGGGCUUAGUACUACUUCCCAGGCUUUUUAUAAGACGGUAAAAAAAGACAAACGCUUGUUGUAGUUGGUAAAGCUCUUUUUCAUUUGACGAUAGCUAUUCUACAAUGGUGAUGCACUGUAUUAUGUUUGAUAGGAAUAUAUUUAUAUAAUUAUUUA
Molecule: messenger RNA, 767 nt
Organism: Hydra vulgaris (swiftwater hydra)
Lineage: Eukaryota; Metazoa; Cnidaria; Hydrozoa; Anthoathecata; Hydridae
Source: RefSeq, a predicted model, not a curated record